Messenger RNA from Colletotrichum siamense, 2877 nucleotides. It is a transcript of the gene mcd-4, whose product is annotated as GPI ethanolamine phosphate transferase 1. Gene Ontology annotation, biological process: GPI anchor biosynthetic process. Bases 1 to 2877 code for a protein of 958 amino acids. The transcript is spliced from 7 exons. Gene Ontology annotation, molecular function: mannose-ethanolamine phosphotransferase activity. The record is from RefSeq and is a predicted model, not a curated record. Gene Ontology annotation, cellular component: endoplasmic reticulum membrane. NCBI's taxonomy places the organism in Eukaryota, Fungi, Ascomycota, Sordariomycetes, Glomerellales, Glomerellaceae.
AUGGCUGUCUUUUCUCGCGCCGGCUUCCUUGCCGUCGCGCUCGUCUUCCACGUCGUGUACAUCUACUCCAUCUUCGACAUUUACUUUGUCAGUCCAAUCGUUUCGGGCAUGCAACUCGUUCCAAUUGAACGUCCCGCCGGUGUCAAACCCCCCGCUGAUCGCCUUGUUCUCUUCGUCGGAGACGGUCUGCGAGCCGACAAAGCCUUCCAGUCGUUCCCCGACCCCUACCCUAAGACUGAGGAAGACCUGGAGCCAAAGCCUCUGGCCCCAUUCCUACGAUCCCGCGUUCUCGAGCAUGGCACUUUCGGUGUAUCACACACGCGCGUACCGACCGAAUCUCGUCCAGGCCAUGUCGCCCUCAUCGCUGGUCUGUACGAGGAUGUCUCCGCUGUUGCGACUGGCUGGAAGCUCAAUCCAGUCAACUUUGACAGUGUUUUCAACCGGAGCAGACAUACCUGGAGCUGGGGCUCACCCGACAUCCUCCCAAUGUUCGAGACGGGAGCCGUCCCUGGCCGCGUCGACUCCUAUACCUACGGACAUGAGUUCGAGGACUUCAGCUCGGAUGCGCUGGAGCUAGACUACUGGGUCUUUGAUCAUGUCAAGGACUUCUUUGCCGAGGCUGCUAGAAACGAAACAUUGAACGCGGCCUUGCGUCAAGACAAGAUUGUGUUCUUUCUCCAUCUUCUCGGCUUGGAUACCUCCGGCCACUCAUACCGGCCGUAUUCGAAGGAGUACUUAAGAAACAUCCAAGUUGUCGACCAAGGCGUUAAGGAAAUCACCGAAUUGAUAGAGGGUUUCUACGCUGACGACCGCACUGCCUUCGUGUUCACAGCUGACCACGGCAUGAGUGAUUGGGGCAGCCAUGGCGAUGGCCAUCCGAACAACACGCGUACCCCCUUAAUCACAUGGGGCUCGGGCAUUGCCCCACCGGUGCUUGCUUCCAACGCAACAGCCCCCGGACAUGACGAAUAUUCUUCUGACUGGCAUUUGGAUCAUGUCAAGAGGCACGACGUCGCACAGGCCGAUGUAGCUGCCUUGAUGGCCUAUCUUGUUGGCGUCGAGUUCCCAGCCAAUUCGGUCGGCGAGAUACCACUGUCCUAUGUCUCCUCAAGCAUCGAGGAUAAGGCUGAAGCAGCUCUGGUCAAUGCUCGGGAGAUCCUCGAGAUGUACCGGGUCAAGGAAGAGCGCAAGAAGGCCACGGAGCUGCGUUAUAGGCCAUUCCACCCCUUAAGUGAGGCAGGCCUUAGUCCACAGCGCCGAGUGGCGGACAUACGUCGAUUGAUUGAAGCUGGGAACCACGAGGAGGCAAUUGAGGAGUCGGCUGCCCUCAUGAAGAUUGCACUUGAAGGUCUAAGAUAUCUGCAGACUUAUGACUGGCUUUUUCUCCGUACGCUCAUCACUAUCGGCUACUUGGGCUGGAUGGCAUUCGCGAUGACCAUCGUCAUUGAUCUUCAUGUUCUGCGUGGCAAUCGCCCUGCUUCACGAACAUUGCUGAGCACGACGAUGUUCAGCUCACUUCUUGCUGCUCUUUAUGCUUCCUUCAUUAUAUCUCACUCACCGCUUACGUACUAUGCGUACGCUUUCUUCCCCAUUGUUUUCUGGGAGGAGGUCUGGGCCCGACGUGGCUCUCUCGUAAAAGGCCGUCAGGUCCUGUUUGGACAUAUCCAGACUGGCCCCAGUGCUGUUUCUUUUCUCCUGAAUGGUGCUCUUUACAUCGGUGUCAUCGUUUCGUUGGCUCUAGGAUACAUCCAUCGGGAGAUUCUCACGGUCAUCUACAUUCUCGGCUCGUUGUGGCCGGUUACAUGGGGCUUGGACUUCCUCCAGGCUAAUGCGUUUUUGUCUGCCACAUGGUUCAUGUCAUGCCUUGCCAUGAGCACAUUCACGUUGCUCCCGGCUAUGAAGGUGGAGGAUGUCUCUCUCAUCGUGGCAGGAGGAGUCAUCAUGGCUUCCAUAGGUCUAGCAUAUCUUGUCUGGGAGGACGUGUUGCUUGCUAGGUCGUCUACGGGAAAAGUAGUCGGCCAAGCGCUGCCAAUCGCGAGGGCACUGACAGGUAUUCAAGUCGGCUUGAUUCUCCUAGCAAUCGUAGUCACGCGGUCCAGCGCUCUGUCUCUUCAAGCAAAACUCGGGCUUCCGCGAGGAAACCAGAUUGUGGGAUGGAUUGUGUUGGUUGUAUCCCUCCUCAUGCCUCUCACGUACCGGUUGCAGCCUAACAACCACUACUUGCAUCGUCUUAUGAGCUUGUUUCUGACCUGUGCUCCGUCGUUUGUAAUUCUCACCCUCUCUUACGAAGGUCUUUUUUACGUGACCUUUAGCAUUCUGUUGGUUGCAUGGGUUAGUCUUGAACACCGCAUCUUCGUCUUCGGCGAUGUUGCCAGUGAACAUCGGCAACCCACAUCUAACGGAAGCGCCGCCAAGUCGCAGAGCGUACCACAGCCGGUCUUCAGAGCUCUUACUUUGGCAGACGCACGAGUGGCUUUGUUCUUCUUCGUCCUCCUGCAAUCGGCUUUCUUCAGCACAGGCAACGUAGCAUCGGUCUCCUCCUUCAGUCUGGAUGCUGUGUACCGUCUGAUUCCGAUAUUUGACCCUUUUUCGCAAGGGAUACUUCUCAUUCUCAAGCUUAUGAUUCCUUUUGCCCUCAUCUCGGCGAACCUCGGAAUCCUCAAUGCCCGGCUGGGUGUUGCUCCCUCGUCUCUAUUCAUGGUUGUAAUGGCAAUCAGCGACGUACUGACCCUAUACUUUUUCUGGGUCGUCAAGGACGAAGGCUCAUGGUUGGAGAUCGGAUCCACCAUUAGCCACUUUGUCAUUGCAAACGUGCUGUGCCUCUUCGUGGCAUCAUUGGAGGGAGUUAGCGCGCUCUUCAUUGGCGACGUCGAAUAA